GCUUUUAUAACUUGGAACUAAAGAAUGGUCAGUCUAACGUUCUUCAGUUCGGCCUCAUCUUUAUCCUCUUCUCCAUCAAAAAUUGUCAAGUCUAGUUUAGACUUCGAGUUGAAGAAACUUGGUGGCUGCACAAAACUGGUCCGCAAUGUGAAUUUGGAGAAACUAAAGAACAACUAUUUGUUUCCCGAAAUAAGCAGACGUGAGCUUGAGCACGUUAAAAAGCAUCCAAAUGUACAAUUAAUAAGCCUUGGGACUGGUGAUACAACAGAGCCUAUACCGAAGCAGAUCACCUCAGACAUGUCUAACUUUGCACAUGCCCUAUCAACUGUGGAAGGAUAUAGAGGGUAUGGCCUGGAACAAGGUGACAAGGUUCUUAGGAAAGCUAUUGCUGAUACGUUCUAUGGACAUUUGCACGUGAAAAGCAAUGAAGUAUUUGUAUCAGAUGGUGCACAAAGCGAUAUUUCUCGUAUUCAGCUACUCCUAGGUUCCGGUGUCACAAUUGCUGUGCAAGAUCCUACCUUCCCAGCUUACAUAGAUUCAAGUGUGAUUAUUGGCCAGACUGGUAAUUUCCAUGAAGCAACCAAGAAGUACCAAAACGUUGUCUAUAUGCCUUGUGGACCUCAAAAUAGUUUUUUCCCUGAUCUAUCAAAGACUCCAAGAACUGAUGUCAUCUUCUUUUGUUCUCCUAAUAAUCCUACUGGUUAUGUGGCUUCAAAAAAACAACUACAUCAACUAGUUGAGUUUGCAAAGACCAAUGGUUCUAUUAUUAUUUUUGACUCUGCAUAUGCUGCAUUUAUCGAAGAUGGCAGCCCACGUUCAAUAUAUGAAAUCCCUGGUGCUCGAGAGGUUGCAAUUGAAAUUUCAUCAUUCUCUAAGUUUGCUGGUUUCACUGGUGUUCGGCUUGGUUGGACUAUCAUCCCUGAUGAGCUCUUGUACUCUAAUGGUUUUCCCAUUAUAAAUGAUUUCCAUCGCAUUGUGACAACUUCCUUCAAUGGAGCUUCAAAUAUCGCUCAGGCGGGUGGAUUAGCAUGCCUUUCUCCUGUUGGACUUAAGGAGAUACGCUCGGUGAUCAAUUACUACAAAGAGAACAGAAAGAUACUAAUGGAGACUCUGGCAUCGCUCGGCCUCACGGUUUAUGGUGGCAUAAAUGCUCCAUACUUGUGGGUUCACUUUAAAGGAUCAAAAUCAUGGGAUGUGUUUGCUGAGAUUCUUGAAAAGACUCACAUAAUUACAGUCCCUGGCUCAGGUUUUGGACCUGGUGGAGAAGAAUAUUUAAGGAUCAGUGGGUUUGGACGUAGAGACGAUAUGGUUGAAGCAUCGAGGAGGUUGCGAAGUUUCUUCAACACUCGAACCAAGCAUUUUCCUUUUCUCUCUUCCGCUUCUAAUACAAACUAAGUUGAACGCAUCUCGGGACUUAUAUUUACCUUGCCUUGAAUAAUACCUCCCACCUCCCACUUGUAUGAUGCAUAUAAAUAAAAGCUAUGGGACCAUGUUUAACUUUUAUUC
Molecule: messenger RNA, 1506 nt
Organism: Brassica oleracea var. oleracea
Lineage: Eukaryota; Viridiplantae; Streptophyta; Magnoliopsida; Brassicales; Brassicaceae
Product: aminotransferase ALD1
Exons: 10
Coding region: 25-1395 (456 amino acids)
Biological process (GO): systemic acquired resistance, salicylic acid mediated signaling pathway; L-pipecolic acid biosynthetic process
Cellular component (GO): chloroplast
Molecular function (GO): pyridoxal phosphate binding; L-lysine:pyruvate alpha-transaminase activity
Source: RefSeq, a predicted model, not a curated record